Pipra filicauda (Wire-tailed manakin) is the source of this 4197-nucleotide messenger RNA. RefSeq names its product protein tyrosine phosphatase non-receptor type 3 (gene PTPN3). Gene Ontology annotation, molecular function: protein tyrosine phosphatase activity; cytoskeletal protein binding. The record is from RefSeq and is a predicted model, not a curated record. Bases 89 to 2872 code for a protein of 927 amino acids. Gene Ontology annotation, cellular component: cytoskeleton; cytoplasm; cytoplasmic side of plasma membrane. Lineage: Eukaryota; Metazoa; Chordata; Aves; Passeriformes; Pipridae. Gene Ontology annotation, biological process: protein dephosphorylation. The transcript has 27 exons.
GACGGCCGUGACGGCCUUCUGCGCCCCCUGGGGCAGCGGGGCGGCGGCGGCGGCGCGGGGCGGCGCGGCAGGUUAUUCAACAAUAGUUAUGAACUCCCGUUUACGAGCCUUAGGUGGGAGGAUAAAUAACAUACGAGCAUCAGAGCUACCAAAAGAGAAAACCCGAUCAGAGAUAAUCUGUCACGUCCACUUUUUGGAUGGCUCAGUACAAAGCUUCAAAGUCAACAAACAAGACACUGGACAGAUUUUGUUGGAUAUGACCUAUAACCAGUUGGGUGUGACGGAGAAGGAAUACUUUGGUUUACAGCAAAAUGAAACUUCAGUAGAUUCACCUCGAUGGCUUGAACCAAGCAAACCUAUUAGAAAACAGUUAAAAGGAGGUUUUCCCUGCACCCUUCGUUUUCGUGUAAGGUUUUUUAUACCUGAUCCGAACACACUUCAGCAAGAACAAACCAGGCACUUAUUCUUUCUGCAAUUGAAGAUUGAUAUUGCAGAAGGAAGGUUGUCAUGCCCCAUUAGUUCUGCUGUUGUCCUGGCAUCGUAUGCAGUACAAUCACAACUUGGAGACUAUAAUGCUUCUGUGCAUCAUUCAGGAUAUCUCUCAAAUUAUAACUUUAUACCAGAGCAGAACAAAGAUUUUCUUACCAAAGUAGAAUCUCUACAUGAGCAACACAGUGGCCUCAAGCAAUCUGAAGCAGAGUCCUGCUAUAUAAAUAUAGCACGAACACUUGAAUUCUAUGGAGUGGAAUUGCACAGUGGUAGAGAUCUCCAUAAUCUAGAUCUUAUGAUUGGGAUUGCAUCUGGUGGAAUUGCUGUAUACAGAAAACUCAUCUGUACAAGCUUCUAUGCCUGGGUGAACAUAUUAAAAAUUUCCUUUAAAAGGAAAAAGUUUUUUAUACAACAACGGCAGAAACAUAAUGAAUCCAGAGAGCAUAUUGUUGCUUUCAACAUGUUAAAUUACAGAGCAUGCAAAAAUCUUUGGAAAUCUUGUGUAGAGCAUCACACAUUUUUUCAGGCAAAGAAGUCACUACCUCAUGAAAAAAAGAUAUUAUCAAAUUAUUGGACCCUGGGUUCUAGAAAUCCAACAAAGUCUGCAAACAACCAGUACUGCAGAAAAGUGAUAGGAGGGAUGGUUUGGAACCCAUCUAUGAGACGGUCCUUAUCUGUUGAGCAUCUAGAGACCAAAAGCCUUCCUUCUCGAUCACCUCCUGUUACCCCUAAUUGGCGGAGUCCUAGACUACGUCAUGAAAUUCGUAAGCCACGACACUCAUCUGUAGAUAACCUUACAAAUGAGAUUAGUUAUAUCACUGAAACAGAGGAUGUUUUUUAUACAUAUAAGGGCUCUCCCACAUCAAAGGACAGUGAUUCGGAGUUCUCUCAGAACCGCAGUCCGCAGAGGAGGUCAUCUGAACAAGAAUCACCAAAGAAUGUAUUGGAUAACAGUCCAGCGCGAAGUUCUCUGACCCAUAUCUCACCUAAAGCCUUGGCUCAGUCUCCCAAUGGAGUUGGCAACAUUUCUGGCUCUUACCCUUUGGAAGGGGUGGAUAAACAGUUCUUAGAAACAUAUGACAAUGUUACAAAAAGUAGCUCAACAGAAGAUUCCGGUCAGUACUACUGCGAUAAGAAUGACCUAACUGAAGGAGAUUUACUUUUGGUGCGUAUCAUACCAGAUGAAGAUGGAAAGUUUGGAUUUAAUCUAAAGGGUGGAGUAGAUCAAAAAAUGCCACUAGUAGUAUCAAGAAUAACUCCAGGAUCACCUGCUGAUAAAUGCAUUCCAAAGCUGAAUGAAGGUGAUCAGAUAGUAUUAAUUAAUGGCCGAGAUAUCUCAGAGCACACACAUGACCAGGUGGUCAUGUUCAUAAAAGCCAGCAGAGAAUCUCACACAAGAGAGCUUGCACUUUUGGUCAGACGGAAAGUAGUUAAACAGUUUGUGGAAUCCAAAUCAGAAGACGAAGCUGAUUCCCACAAUCUCCCGGAAUGUAUUCUUCCUGUCUGUUCUGAAUAUGGUGGUGAUACACUGGAGGAGUCUAUGGAACAGCUAAGAAGAGGGCUAGAAAGUGGGACUGUCCUUAUUCAGUUUGAGCAACUUUAUAGAAAGAAACCAGGUUUGGCUGUUACAUGUGCAAAGGUACCUCAGAAUAUGGACAAGAAUAGAUACAAAGAUGUUCUACCUUAUGAUGCCACAAGGAUAAUAUUGCGAGGAGAUGAAGAUUACAUUAAUGCAAAUUACGUGAAUAUGGAAAUUCCUUCUGUGGGCAUUGUGAACAGGUACAUUGCUACUCAGGGGCCUCUUCCACACACAUGUGCACACUUUUGGCAAGUAGUCUGGGAUCACAAAUUGUCCCUGAUCAUCAUGUUAACAACUCUUACUGAACGAGGACGGACCAAAUGUCACCAGUAUUGGCCUGAUCCACCAGAUGUAAUGGAAUAUGGCAGCUUUCGUGUCAGAUGCCACUCUGAAGACUGUACGAUUGCUUAUGUUGUUAGAGAAAUGGUGAUUACAAAUGUUGAGACAGAACAACAACACACCGUCACCCAUCUCCAGUAUGUAGCUUGGCCUGAUCAUGGCGUUCCUGAUGACUCCAUGGACUUCUUGGAGUUUGUGACCUGUAUGAGGCCAAAGAGAGUAAAGAAUGAGCCAGUUCUUGUUCACUGCAGUGCAGGAAUCGGUCGUACUGGUGUAUUGGUCACUAUGGAAACAGCCAUGUGUUUAAUUGAAAGGAACCAACCUGUUUAUCCACUGGAUAUUGUAAGAAAAAUGCGAGACCAACGAGCUAUGAUGGUGCAAACAUCAAGUCAAUACAAAUUUGUUUGUGAAGCUAUACUUCGUGUUUACAAAGAAGGAUUGGUUCGACCACUGGAUUCCAGUUAGCACAGCAGUGAAGAAUGAAUUCUUUUUUCACCUAAAAAAGACUGCUCUUUAGUUAAGAAAGGGCUCAUUUCUCAAAGCAACUAGAAUGGACUAGAAGCCCAUGAAAAGACGUAUGAGCACAUUUGAACUGUGGCACUUUAAAUUUCUCAAGAAGAUUGCUAAAUCAUGUACAGUGUAACAAAGUCACGUAGAUAAAUAUAUGACAGUAAUUGUGUGUAAUAUGCUUUAUUCACAUAGAUGACCAUAAACAAUCAUGGAAACCUUAAUACAUAUCUUUUACUGCCUUAAAACACCCUCCACUUUGGAAGUUACAAAAUUCCUUGUAUUUAAUUUGAAAUAGCAAAAAGAAAACUCAUAGUAUUGAAAUGAUUCAGCUUAAGAAGAUAUUUUAAUAUAUUUGUAUUGUAUGAAAGUUCAUUGAAGGUGAAUAUAUGUAAUUUCCUUAUUGGGAUACUAAAUAUUCAAGGAAAUUCAGCCUUGACUACUAAAAGGAUGACGAACAGCUUUAAAGGCUAAUGCAUAACUACUGUACAUUAAGAGCUGGAGAAAUUUAGUAUUCAUUUACCAUAAAUCUAUUAGUGAGUUUACCAGCUGUUAUAAUAUGCUUAGAAAUCACAUCUACUGUAUGUGAUGUGAAAAUAAUGCUGCAUUUAGGCAUUUAUGCAAAUGGUACAGUCUACAUCUUCUGUUGAUCAGUUUUAAUUGCAACUUGCCCUUGUAACAGUGACCUACUUCUUACAGUUUUGGUUAUUGUACUCCUUUUCUUCUGUUUCUGCUGUCCAUCUACUUUAUACUUGUUUUUCAGUCAUGUGGACUGAAAACAUUGUAACUUAAAAUGAGUUUUAAAUCUCUGUCAUGUUUGUUUCCAUGUAUAUUUAUGAGUUCUCAGAUGUAAAUGUGGAUUAAUGCUGCACACAAGUACUAGACUUUUGACUUACUGUAUAUGCAAAGUAGUCUAAUCCAAUACUGGAAGAAAAAUUACUACUGAACCCAUCAAAUAUGUUGCUGCUAUUUCAAGGUGUGAAGCUUACAAGGGCACAGGUGUUGCUAGUGUUCAGACGGUGAUAAAAUGAUGACUUGCUGCCCUCCAGCAAAAAUGCUCUUAUCCAGUGGAACACAGCUCCCUUUUGCAAGAGUUCUGCGGAUUUACUGUGUUUCUUGCUUAUGCAGAAAUGCAGCUAAAUUCACAUGAAGAUUUAUGUGGAAAGAGAGAACAUAUUUGUAUAUCGAUGAAUAAUUCACCCUAAGGUACACUGGUCUCUAUUUCAUUUCAGAUGGGAGAAUUAGACUUUCUGAACAAUAUAACCACAUUUGUAUGAUGUUAA